UUAUUGUAGAUAGCUACAUAGAGGACGAUCAUGUCAAUGAAACGUUUCUCUACGCACACACACGCAUGCAUAAACGUGCAUAAAUUCACACACACACGCACGCACACACGUACAACAGCAACCCUUGUCAGUCUGUGCGACAUAAAGUUUCAUUGUUUAGAAAAUUGUUUAUGCAAGUGUGUGGACAUGGUACUGAGUGUGUGUGUUUGUGUGCCCAGAUGGGGUCUAAGCGUGUUUGACAGUGCCCAGCCCAGUAGAGCGCGGUUCCCGUCCCACGUUCUGCGUGAGGCAGUUCAGUCCGGGAGACAGCUGGUUCAGUCUGCCUGUAUGACAGGAUAAUAAACACCACACAGAACUCUACCACGCCGGGACACUGGACCUUUCAUUCAGGUUGCAGAGACGCAGAGAAUCCCCGGACAAUUGAUUUGGAAAAGAUUUUGUUGUAGUUAUUCACAUGUCUGAGGACAGGACAGAGGAAAGAUCAGUGUUGACCAUCACUAAGUCUCUGUCAAAAACGAACAUCACUGGACACAACUCCCAAGACAAAGGACAAACACACUUUCCUUGUACCUGCAUAAACAAGACUUUUUCAAAGGAAACUUCUCUGUGCUGUUUUACAUUAUUGUUCUAGACAAUUCAGAUCUCUUAGCAAUCUUGAGAACAAAGCGAGUAGAUUUUAAACCAUCUUGAAAAAAAUCCAACUCGAAAACAACAUCAACUCUUUCCAUCCGCUGAACAGAACCGAGUCGGAGGGGCUUCUCUGUCUUGUCGCCAUGGCGUCGACGGGCCUGCAGCUGCUCGGCCUCCUACUGGCCGUGAUGGGCUGGGUGGGUGGGGCCCUGGUGUGCGCCGCCCCCUUGUGGCGAGUCUCCGCCUUCGUGGGCGGGGAGAUAGUGAUCGCUCAGGUGAUGUGGGAGGGGCUGUGGAUGACCUGCUUGUCCCAAAGCACCGGGGAGAUCCAGUGCAAGACGUACGACUCCACGCUGGCACUCCCCACCUCGGCGCAGGCCUCCCGCGGCCUCUGCGUGAUCUCCCUGCUCCUCUGCCUCUUCGCCCUCCUGCUGGGCGUGGUGGGGGUCAAGUGCACCACGUGCCUGGGGGAGGGCGCCUACUCAUCCAAGGCCCGGCUGGCCCGCGUGGCCGGGGCGAUGUUCGUCGGCGCCGGGCUUCUGUACCUGGCGCCCAUCUGCUGGACGGCCUACGCCGUGGUGCGGGACUUCUACGACCCGAACAUCGCGGCGCCGCUGAAGAGGGAGCUAGGCCCCGCCUUGUACCUGGGCUGGGGAUCGGGGAUUCUGCUGCUGGUGGGCGGGGCCCUGCUGAAUGCGGGUUCCGCCCCUCCGGCUGUUAGGCCGACGCCUACUUAUGGGGGAGGUGGUAGGAGUAACCCGCUGCCUGUGGUGAUGGAGGAGAAGGAGUAUGUCUGAACUGGGCCCUGCCGGGGUCAUGUUCAUCACAAUGGAAGGCAAGCGGACUGGUACAGCGAGGCGUCGGAAUUCGUCCAAUGUCAAAAUGCUAAUUGUCGUUCUCCACCGCGAAAAUGUCCGCUGCUUUAUGUCCUGCAAUGAACCACCCGGUCACCCCACCAGAUCUCAGCGAAGGAGGCACAGGUCAAAAUGUGAACGAGAAAAAGUCUAUUAUUAUUAUAAAAAAUAUACAGUAGGAUUACUCUGCCCUUCCAGUUUGACCCGGUUUUGUUAAUUUUCUUAUGGCAUUAUCCUAUUUUUAAAUGAUCUGACUGUGAUUUGUGAUGCACGUGUUAAUAUCAUCUUGGCAAAUGUAAUGCAUAUAUUAAAUAACUCCAUAUUUCA
Esox lucius (northern pike) is the source of this 1811-nucleotide messenger RNA. Its product is annotated as claudin-9-like. Gene Ontology annotation, molecular function: structural molecule activity. Bases 774 to 1427 code for a protein of 217 amino acids. Gene Ontology annotation, cellular component: plasma membrane; bicellular tight junction. NCBI's taxonomy places the organism in Eukaryota, Metazoa, Chordata, Actinopteri, Esociformes, Esocidae. The record is from RefSeq and is a predicted model, not a curated record. Gene Ontology annotation, biological process: cell adhesion; bicellular tight junction assembly. The transcript is spliced from 2 exons.